CACACUCGCAUCCACCUCUGUCUCUCUCCCUCUGUCUCUCUCCAUCUCUCUGUCCCUCUCAGUCUGUUUGCCUUUGUAUAUGACCAUAUCUACCUUGCACUACCGUUGCGCACGGAUUAAAGGAACUAAACCGAAACUUUAUCGAGGAAAAACUUUACAUACUUUGAUUUUAUUUCUUUAUCCGACUUUUCUCAUUCAUUCACUUCUUUUUUCAUUCAUUCAAACGCAAUCCGCUCAGCCUGCUGCCUAUCCUCCGUCAGUCUUUUCAAGAGGACAGUCAAGGAAAGAAGAAGACAUUUGGAGCACGUGACUCUUUCGGGACCUGUAUUAUUUAUUAAUUUUGAGUUUGUUUAUUUAUUUAUUUAUCUAUCCAACUGACUAUUUAUAGAAAGCCUACUGUUUAUUUAUUUUGGUGCGCACGCUUGGGAUCCGAACAAAUAUGAAAUUGUUGGUCGACUCCUCCUCCUCCUUGCUCCUGUCUCUGCUCUUGGCCCAGUUGCCUUUGUUUACAUCUGGACAGCCCAGGCGUUUCCAUGUCCACAACGACUUCGACAAGCUCACCAAUCAGACAAGGCAUCUGCUGAAACUCACGCAGGAUCUCAUGAAAGAACACUCCCUUGACACGGAGAUUGAGAACCACAGAUUCAAGUCUCUGCCAUCAAUGGGCAACAGGGCCACAGAUCUCAGCUCUCUCGAGCUGAAGCCCACUCUUUCCCAGCUCCACGCCGACCUCAAGUCUUUCGAGCAUCAUUUCGAGUGGCUGCACAGAAUCUCACGGAAGCACCAGCACGCCUCCAUACCCAAGCUGCUCGAAAUCAUCUCACAGAUCAAAACUCUGGUCAACUCUCUGCAACGUCAGAUGGGCAAGAUCGAGGCCCCCCGGAUCCCCCUUCCCUCCCCAUCUCUGCCACCGCACCCGGCCUUCCACUGGGAGGUAGUGCAGUCCUCCCUGGAGCUCCUCCAGCAGUUCCGCCUCUUCUGUGACUGGGCCACGAGGGCUUUCCUAACCUUGAAGUCAAAGGUUCAGCAAUGAUGAGGCGGGAGGAGAUGAAAUCUCUGCACCAUCACUGUCUGCUCUUGUCCAACUGUCAUCACUUUAAAAAAAACAUGGCUCUGUUUCCUGGCUUUGCCGCAUCCAUCACCAAGUCUGCUGUCUCAGAACAUCAGUACAACAUCUUUGCAUCAGUAGUAGAGUUUUGCACCGUAAUUCAGAUCAAUGUGCGGUUUCCUAUGAGGAUCUCAUAUUUGAAUAACUGAACUGUGCAAUUGGAUUAGCGUCAGUUUAGAUGGCAUGAUUGACCUGUACGUGAACAUCACAUCACCUCUCCGGUACUGGCUGUUCGUCUAUGGAGUCAACUGCAGCACGCAUAAUCUGAAGCACCACGACCACCGCAGCAAGACAUCCCUUUAACCUUUGACCCUAGAGACAUCUCAGCCAAUGGCACGGCUUCGUUCUUAUCGCCAGCAGUGGGCCAUUACAGUUGCCUUACUCCUUGGUUCACCUUCUUG
This is a messenger RNA of Engraulis encrasicolus (European anchovy), 1509 nucleotides long. It is a transcript of the gene il11a, whose product is annotated as interleukin 11a. Gene Ontology annotation, molecular function: cytokine activity; growth factor activity. Gene Ontology annotation, biological process: positive regulation of MAPK cascade; positive regulation of cell population proliferation. NCBI's taxonomy places the organism in Eukaryota, Metazoa, Chordata, Actinopteri, Clupeiformes, Engraulidae. Bases 440 to 1033 code for a protein of 197 amino acids. The transcript is spliced from 5 exons. The record is from RefSeq and is a predicted model, not a curated record. Gene Ontology annotation, cellular component: cytoplasm.